CAAAGAUGUACAUGUAGCACGUGCGCGCAUGCAGUUUCGGGAUGGAGUCACUGCAUUCUCGAAGACUGGAAACGAAGGAGGAGAUUUAGGAGUAGUUGAAGAAGUUGGCUAGUUCAUUGCUGUAGCAUUAUUCACCGAGUCGGUACUCUGUUCACAGCGUCCUGCAAAAGCCUACGGUACCACCCGGUGUUUGAAGCAAAGAAGCAGCAGCAGCAGCAGCACAUUCCCAAUCCAAGAUGCCGACCCCUACAAUUGUAUCUAACCCAGGGUUCAAUGCCGAGGAGGAAUCACAAGCCCUUCGCAAAGCCAUGAAGGGAUUAGGUACGGACGAGAAAGCAAUCAUUGCGUCCGUGUCCCGAAUGGCCAAUGCCCAGCGCCAGGAGGUGAUUGUCGUGUACAAGACGAUGUAUGGACGGGACUUGAUCGAUGAUUUGAAGUCGGAGCUUGGAGGCGAUUUCGAAGACACCGUCAUAGCCCUGUUUUUGAAACCGGCUGACUUUGAUGCUACAUGUCUACACAAGGCCAUCUCAGGACUUGGCACAAAGGACAAGGUUCUGUGUGAGAUCAUGGCCAGCCGUACCAAUGCGGAGAUCAACGCCAUCAAAGCAUCUUACAAAAAGCUGUUCAAGAAUGAACUGGAGAAGGACAUCAUCGGCGACACCAGUGGUGACUACAAGCGAAUCCUGGUUUCACUCUGUCAGGCUGCUCGUGAAGACAAGCCAGCGGAUCAAGCAUUGGCAGCAGCGGAGGCGCGGAAACUGCUUGAGGCUGGUGAGAAGCAGUUUGGCACCGACGAAGCAGUAUUCAACACAAUCAUUGCACUACGCAGCUACCCUCAGCUCCAGGCCACCUUCAGAGAAUACAAAAAGAUCUCAGGCAAAGAGUUCCUCAUUGUCAUCCAAAAUGAGUUCUCGGGAAAUGUCCAGGACGGCUUGUCAUCUGUCGUAAUGGUGGCUUCAGAUCCUGUGAUGUACUUCGCUCAUCUGCUCCACAAGUCGAUGGCAGGCGCCGGAACGGACGAGGACCGGCUCAUACGUGUCGUCGUGUCCCGUGCAGAGAUCGACUUAGGAGAUAUCAAGACAGCGUUCCAGCAAACGUACGGCAAGCCGCUAUCCCAGUGGAUCAGAGAUGACUGCGGUGGCGACUUCCGUCGCAUGCUCCUCGCAAUCACCAAGGAAUAGACGAGUGGAAGCCCAGUCCCGGUGACCAUGACAACAUUCAAAUAUAGUAGCUAUAGUGACCAGCGCAGCAAGUCAUUGGCAAACACUCGUAUCUACAAAUUAAUGACGGACAGUGCUUUCAUUUCAAACGCUUCACUAUACAACAGAAUACACGUAUAGUGCAUGCUUGCCUGUGCUGUUAUACAAGAUUUUCUCCAUAUUCAACGCUAGCUCUCAGUGGGAAAAUCAUGGCAGUGUGCACCCCUAAACAUCAUGGUAGGUGAAGCGGCACUGUUUCAAAGAGCAGCACACUCAUCUCACACUGAGUGCAAAGUUCUUUCUAUACACUAGUUGUUUUCUAUUUUUUUUAUAUAUAUGUACUUCAUUUUUGUCUGAACUAAGAUGUUGCGACAUCGGCGGUAAUUGCUGAAGAAAGUGUCCAAGUAACAGAAACAAAAAUAAAAUUAAUGAUGGUGAUCCCCAA
Sycon ciliatum is the source of this 1644-nucleotide messenger RNA. RefSeq names its product annexin-B12-like. Lineage: Eukaryota; Metazoa; Porifera; Calcarea; Leucosolenida; Sycettidae. Gene Ontology annotation, molecular function: calcium-dependent phospholipid binding; calcium ion binding. The record is from RefSeq and is a predicted model, not a curated record. The transcript is spliced from 12 exons. The coding region runs from base 237 to 1181 and encodes 314 amino acids. Gene Ontology annotation, cellular component: cytoplasm.